This is a messenger RNA of Equus quagga, 2656 nucleotides long. It is a transcript of the gene DOK4, whose product is annotated as docking protein 4. The record is from RefSeq and is a predicted model, not a curated record. Gene Ontology annotation, cellular component: cytoplasm. The transcript has 9 exons. The coding region runs from base 264 to 1244 and encodes 326 amino acids. Lineage: Eukaryota; Metazoa; Chordata; Mammalia; Perissodactyla; Equidae. Gene Ontology annotation, biological process: cell surface receptor protein tyrosine kinase signaling pathway; positive regulation of MAPK cascade.
GCCGCCCGCCGCGACGUGGGCAUGAGCCUGGCCCGCCGCCCGCCGAGCAGGCGCCCCCGGCCCGGGCCGCGGCGCCCAGCAGGCACCGGGCGAAGGAGCUGCUAGAACAAUGCUGAAGCGGGCGAGGUGAGGAGCCGCCCGGUGAGGCAGCCCCGACGGAGUGUCUCGAACAGGUGAUCGGAGGAGCUGGAAACCGAGGCCACCUGGGCAUCCUUCCCCUCGCCCCAGCCAGGCCCGGGAGCCCCAAAGGUGGUGGGGAAACCAUGGCGACCAAUUUCAACGACAUCGUCAAGCAAGGCUAUGUGAAGAUGAAGAGCAGGAAGCUCGGGAUCUACCGGAGGUGCUGGCUGGUGUUCCGGAAAUCCUCCAGUAAGGGGCCCCAGCGGCUGGAGAAGUAUCCAGAUGAGAAGUCAGUGUGCCUCCGAGGCUGCCCCAAGGUGACCGAGAUCAGCAACGUCAAGUGUGUCACGCGGCUACCCAAGGAGACAAAGAGGCAGGCAGUGGCCAUCAUAUUCACUGACGACUCGGCACGCACCUUCACCUGCGACUCAGAGCUGGAGGCGGAGGAGUGGUACAAGACACUGUCUGUGGAGUGUCUGGGGCCACGGCUCAACGACAUCAGUCUAGGAGAGCCAGACCUCCUGGCCCCAGGGGUGCAAUGUGAGCAGACAGAUCGUUUCAACGUCUUCCUGUUGCCCUGCCCCAACCUGGACGUAUACGGCGAGUGCAAGCUGCAGAUCACCCACGAGAACAUCUACCUCUGGGACACACACAACCCCCGCGUGAAGCUCGUCUCGUGGCCCCUCUGCUCACUGCGCCGCUACGGGCGCGACGCCACUCGCUUCACCUUCGAGGCUGGCCGGAUGUGUGACGCUGGGGAAGGGCUCUACACCUUCCAGACACAGGAAGGGGAGCAGAUUUACCAGAGGGUCCACAGUGCCACCCUGGCCAUCGCUGAGCAGCACAAGCGGGUCCUGCUAGAAAUGGAGAAGAACGUGAGGCUCCUGAACAAGGGCACAGAACACUACUCAUAUCCCUGCACCCCCACGACCAUGCUGCCCCGCAGCGCCUACUGGCACCACAUCACGGGCUCCCAGAACAUCGUCGAGGCCUCCAGCUAUGCGGGUGAGGGGUAUGGGGCAGCCCAGGCCAGCUCAGAAACGGACCUCCUCAACAGAUUCAUCCUGCUAAAGCCAAAGGCCAGCCAAGGGGACAGCAGCGAGGCCAAGACCCCAUCCCAGUGACCGCAGGGCUGGCGUGCACGGGUGACUGCUGGGGCUGUCAGUUGUGGGGCUGACUGCAGCGCAGUGGGCAGCCUCAAGGGGCUGUUAGCCAAGAGCCUGGAGAAAGGGAGCAAGCUGUCCCUUCCUUGCCCCCAAGGGGGAGGCUGGACCAAGGCAAAGGGCUGGCCACGCCACCUGAGCAUGUGUGAGGGGCUGGAGCUACCAUGGGACUGUAUACUGUUCAUGAUUUUAAUAUAUAUGGCUUAUGACAUACUCUAUAUUAAUGAGAUUUCCCCGUCCCUCCCCGCCACCGCAUACACAUUUUCUAAUCCCGUGAGCAGGCCAGUCAAGGCUGUUUCUGGACGGAGGGCAGCCGUUUCCCUGUCCUCCCUGGUACAGCCCUCCUGCUGCCAAGACCUGCUUGAGCUGCCACGGCCAGAGGAGGGAGACCGCCGCUGACUGCUGGCUUUUCCCACGCAGCCCAGGGGCUGAGACAGCAGGUGGCUUCUCAUCUCCUCUGGGCCUACAGCAGCACAGGAAGGAUCCGAACUUACACUGUGCCACUGGGGUUUGAAGCAGAGGUGAUAGCUUGUUGACACCUCAGGUGAAAAUCUGGUCUUAAAAUGUAGUUUCUGCCCAGGCUCCUUCCUGCUUAGUGGGCUGAGAAGAUACCCGGGGGUGGGGUGGGGUGCUGGUAACCUCAGCCAGGUGGAGGGUGGCGGGGCCAGUCCUGAGCUCUCCUGCCCCAGGGCCAAGCUCGGGGGGAAGGCCACAGCAGGAGGACUGAUGUGGGGAGCACCCCUGCUGCCCCCUCACUGACCAGGGGUGGGCGUGCCCUAGCAGAGGGGGGCCCCUCUGCCCUGUGUCUGGCCAGCCUAAAGCACUCAGAAACCGAGCCCUUCCUGUUUCCUCCUCCCCACAUGGUGCUGAGGCUCCCUGCUGAGAUGCAAUUAAAGCAAUUGAUUUUCUAGCGCAGAAGGGCUAUCUUUCUAUUCACGUCAAACCUUCGGUUGCGUGUGUGUGGUUUUUUGUUUUUUUUUAAUACGUUAGGGUUCUGAUUUGUGGGAACAGACCUUGUUGUAAAUAACCACUAUUCAAGUUGUGGCAAGUUGAGAAUGAUAAAGCAAGAGGCCCCUUCCGACGGAGCCCUGGAGCCAGGGAGGUGGCCCCAGCCAGCUGAGCUCUGAACCUGACCCAGGGACGUCCACCCAGAGGAUAAGCCAGCCUGAGGGGGCCCGGCGGCCUCGCCUGUGGAGAGGGAGGCACAGCUGACUGGUGCAGCUAGGGGCACGAUGACGCAUGAAGGAGAUUAUGUUGUGCUCUUUAUUGCCAAAAAUAAAAACUUUUAAAAAGACUACUGUUGAUCGAUAAAUAUCCUUUCUUUUCUGCACUGGAUCUCUGGUUUUCUCCAGAUAUCUCCUGCCGGGCUGCCU